UCCUAUUUUAUGUCCAAUUCCCAACUAACUAUAAUGAACAUUCCCUCCAUAUUUGCAGGACAAAUCCCCAACAAUGUCCACUCUGACCCGACCCACUAUCAUAAACUGCACCACCACUUCAGCCACCGUCCUCACCUCCCUCUCGGUUUGCACCACCCUCACCCACCUUAAACAAGUCCACUCUCAGAUCCUCAAACUCCCACAAUCUCACCACCACUCCCUCCUUUAUAAACUCCUGCUCACUUCUUUCUCUUUACCCACCUCUAAUUCUUCAUCUAUUCAGUAUGCCCUCUCUGUUUUCUCCCAAAUCCCAUCUCCGCCGCCUCAUUUUUCCAAUAAGUUUCUUCGCGAAUUAUCGCGUAGCAACCGCCCCGAAAACGCCUUCAUGGUGUUUGUGAAAAUGUUGAUGAAUGGACUCAUUGUUGACAGGUUCAGCUUUCCUCCUAUGCUAAAGGCUGCGGCUCGCAUUGAGGGUUUAUUCGAGGGGAUGCAGGUUCACGGACUUGGAGCAAAGUUGGGAUUUGAUUCUGACCCGUUUGUGCAGACGGGCCUUGUGGCGUUGUACGCGGCGUGUGGCCGGAUUUUGGAUGCACGAAUGGUGUUUGAUAAAAUGUCUUAUCGAGAUGUUGUUGCGUGGAGUAUCAUGAUUGAUGGGUAUUGUCAAAGUGAGCUUUUCGAUGAUGCCUUGGAGCUUUUUGAAGAGAUGAGGAGGUCUAAUGUGGAGCCAGAUGAGAUGGUUCUUUCAACAGUGUUAUCUGCUAGUGGUCAUGCUGGAAAUUUAAGUUAUGGGAAAGCAAUUCAUGAGCUAAUUAUUCAGAAUAAUGUUGUUAUUGAUACCCAUUUGCAGAGUGCACUUGUUGCUAUGUAUGCAAGUUGUGGUUGCAUGGACAUGGCUAAGGAAUUGUUUGAUAAGAUGUGGCCAAAGAAUUUGGUUGUUGCGACUGCUAUGGUCUCUGGGUAUUCAAGAACUGGACAGAUUGAUGAUGCUCGAAUGAUUUUUGACCAGAUGGUUGAAAAGGACUUGUUCUUUUGGAGUGCGAUGAUCUCUGGUUAUGCUGAGAGUUAUCAACCUUUGGAAGCACUUAAAUUAUUUAAAGAGAUGCAAGUCUUGGGAAUGAAACCUGAUCAGGUCACCAUGCUUAGUGUCAUAUCAGCUUGUGCUCAUCUUGGUGCAUUGGAUCAAGCCAUGUUGAUCCAUUCAUAUGUUGACAGAAAUAGGUUUGGAGGAGAUUUGCGUAUCAACAAUGCUCUUAUUGAUAUGUAUGCAAAAUGUGGGAGUCUGGAACGGGCAAGAGAAGUUUUUGACAAGAUGCAGAGAAGAAAUGUGAUAUCCUGGACUAGUAUGAUCAAUGCAUUUGCAGUUCAUGGAGAUGCCCAUAAUGCACUAGGCUACUUCAGUCAAAUGAAACAUGAAAAUGUCAAGCCUAAUGGGGUUACUUUUGUGGGUGUGCUUUAUGCUUGCAGCCAUGCAGGGCUAGUUGAGGAGGGGAAGAAAAUCUUUGCAUCAAUGAUUAAUGAACACAACAUUACUCUUAAACAUGAGCACUAUGGUUGCAUGGUAGAUCUCUUUGGCCGGGCUAACCUCCUGAGAGAAGCUCUUGAGCUUGUGGAGACCAUGCCUCUGGCACCAAAUGUUGUCAUUUGGGGAUCACUGAUGGCUGCUUGCCGGGUUCAUGGUGAGACUGAAUUAGGGGAGUUUGCUGCCAGACAGAUUCUCCAGUUGGAGCCAGACCAUGAUGGGGCCCUUGUGCUAUUAUCAAACAUUUAUGCAAAGGAAAGAAGGUGGCAAGAUGUCGGGGAGGUAAGGAAAGUAAUGAAAAAAAGAGGUAUAUUUAAGGAGAGAGGAUGUAGUAGAAUAGAAAUGAACAAUGAAAUACAUGAGUUCUUAAUGGCAGAUAGAAACCAUAAACAUAUAGAUCAGAUUUAUGAGAAGUUAGAUGAGGUGGUUAGUGAGUUGAAGCUGGUUGGCUAUGCUCCUGAUACCCAUAGUGUUUUGGUUGAUUUGGAGGAGGAAGAGAAGAAGGAAGUAGUUCUAUGGCACAGUGAGAAGUUGGCACUUUGUUAUGGGCUGUUGAGUGGAGCAAAAGGGACAUGCAUUCGCAUAGUUAAGAAUCUACGAGUUUGUGAGGACUGUCAUACUUUUAUAAAGUUGGUUUCAAAGGUGUAUGGGAGGGAGAUUAUUGUCAGAGACAGGACUAGAUUUCAUCAUUACAAGGAUGGUUUGUGUUCUUGCAGAGACUACUGGUAACCUCAUUUUUACAAACUUCAACUUCUGAUUAAAAUAGUGUAGUAGCUGUGCCAGAGUUAUGAAUCAUGUACAAUUCAUUAUGAACAUUGAAAACGGAGAGGAUGAGCAAAUUUGAAGUUUUGUCAGCUGCACUCUGCCUAUGGUGUUCUCAGUUAACCCUACUGUUCAUUAUAAGUUCUAAUGCUGCAAUUGUUGUACCACAGUACAAAUAUUUCAGGAUCUAGCAGAAGUGAAAAAGAAAAUCAACUCUUUCCAAUGGACUUAAAUGGCAAUGCUGGAUUGGUUUCGCAUCACGUACAAUUUGUUCAAGAACACCAAAUAAGGGUUUGAAAUCAUAUCUCUGCUUAAAGCAUCUCUUUAUUGAAACUACAUAAAAGAGAACUAAUUAAAGAUUGAAUUUAAUGGUUCCUAAAUACCAAACAAAAUGAUCAUACUUCUUCUCACAAGAGAUGAGAACCAGCUGAUGUCCAUAAUUCUCAAGUUGGUAUCUUGAAAUGCUCUCGCACCAGAAAGCUUUUGUAUUGAUUUUGAAAAGCAGAAAACAGGUAAAGUUCUUCAUUCGUUCUUCUUAUCACUCUUGAAAUACUGUAUCUUAAGAGCUCCAGUGCAGCUGAAAGCAGUCUUGAGUUGUCUAAUAUUGAGCUCUGCUUGUACUCCAGAAUCCAUGUUUUAGGCUCUAGUUGAAUGACAGAAGAGCCCCAUUUCUUGUGUACCCAUGAAGUGUUCGCCUUUCUAAUUGAAAAUCCAAACUGUCCAUUGGGCCACUUCGAAAAACCAAAAAAAGCGAACGAAAAGUCAAGAAGCCAAGCAAGAAUGUAGCCAUUGAAUUCAAUAAAGAAAGAUUUUCUCAAGAGGUCAGACUGUCACAAAUUGCAAUUAUGUUUUGCAUCUGAGCAUAUAUUAAGAAAUACAUAUUCUUUUGGUUUACCUCAGUGACUCUACCAGAUAAAAUUGAGAAUGACCGAGAAGAAAAUCCAGUUGUGAGCAGCCCUGCUGUUUGUAGAGGCCAUCCCCAUACGCUUACCUCUUCCGUCGCUGAUUUAUACAAUACACAACGUGAAUUCAAGAGCAAGCCAUCCUGAAACCAAUUGAAGUAUGCUGAUUAUGUUUCCGAAUGGAAACAGCUCUAAUAAUCAUCUCAUCUAUGAGGACAAAAUAACAGAGUCCUUCAGAAGACAGAAAAAGGUUUAACUAAAUACCUGAUUAAUUUUCCAUUUAGAAUCAUUGUAGCUGCAAUUGGAGACCUUGCCAUGAACAAUUCCCUCUAACUCACUCUGUAAGAACCGCAAUCUCCCGUUGAAGUCAGGCACAACAGAAGAGCUCUCACCAACACUCCUCAAAAUGUCAGGGGACAACACUGGCCUGAAAACUCCAGAAACCAUCCAAGAAGACCCAAUUUCAAUCGCAAGGAACACAUUCAAAACCAAAACCAGCGUCAAUAAAAACCUGAGAUGACCAAAACACUUCUCACUUCUUCUCUUCUCCGAAGCCUUAACAUUCGAUCUUGCAAUUGAUUUAAGAGCUGGAGAGCCCAUUAUCGUGAAAGAACUGGAUCUGGGUGUUGACGCAAUAGUAGGAUCAAAGGAGAUUGGCGUGGUCUGUACAUGUUGAAGACGAGAAGCGGAGAGUUCGGUGAGGGAGCUCUUUUGAACGCUGAAAGGCAUGAGGUCAAGAGUUGCAUUGAUGCUAGCCAAGCAAAUUUCACAACUACAAUUAGCGUCUUUUCUGCAUCCAGGGUAGUAGCAGCUGUCUGGCGUUUCGGUUUGGUACUCUUCCGUGGUGGUGACGGUGGUACUUGACUUUACAGAAGAAAAACAAGAUGAUGUUACUGUUUUCAUAGCUAAAGCCUCCUUUGAGUUUGUGAAGUUUUGAUCGGAAUGAAGUGUCAGGGCUUUGUUUUUGUGGUUUAACAGGAUUUUGAAAUUUGAAAACCCAACGGUCAGAAUACGAGUAGCUUAUAAAAAACCUCCACCUUUUUACAGAAA
Messenger RNA from Mangifera indica (mango), 4233 nucleotides. Its product is annotated as pentatricopeptide repeat-containing protein At4g14820. The record is from RefSeq and is a predicted model, not a curated record. Gene Ontology annotation, biological process: RNA modification. The transcript has 2 exons. The coding region runs from base 74 to 2248 and encodes 724 amino acids. NCBI's taxonomy places the organism in Eukaryota, Viridiplantae, Streptophyta, Magnoliopsida, Sapindales, Anacardiaceae. Gene Ontology annotation, molecular function: RNA binding; protein binding; zinc ion binding.